AUGGAUGCUGCUAAUAUAAAAAAGCAAACUUUGGUAAGCGGCUUUAAGACGACGGGUAUAUACCCAUUCAAUCCUUACGAGGUAUAUAAAAAAUUGCCCGAAUACGAAGAUGAAAUAAAAUACGAUGUUGACCAAAUACUACUCGAUUGUCUCAAAGAGAACAAAUAUCCCAAUCCAAUAAAAAGAGGUAAAAAUACCAAAGUAACUGUGCCAAGUGGUAAAUCAAUGAGCAGCGCUGAUAUAUCUAGUACCAUCAAUCAAAAAGUCACCAUAAACAGGAACACAACUUUAAAAAAAUCUCUAGCAACUGUAACUGAACGAAUACAACAUCAAAGCUCUGAAACAAAACAAAGUAAAACAGAACGUCAACCAAACAAAACUUUGAGCAAGAAAGUAGACAGUAAACAGAAGCCAUUUCAGAAAGAAAAACGUGUUGUAAGUACUUCAGACUCAGAAUCAAGUUUGUAA
Molecule: messenger RNA, 468 nt
Organism: Parnassius apollo (apollo)
Lineage: Eukaryota; Metazoa; Arthropoda; Insecta; Lepidoptera; Papilionidae
Source: the annotation of a GenBank genome assembly